ACCUCGCCUAAAAUGUCAGAAUAAUUUCGUUACAAAGAAGAAAAAUGUGAAAAUCGCACGCCGUUCCUCGUUGAUUAAAGUUCUACUCGAUUUCGGGCUCUCAAACAUUCGAUCAGCCAUGUCCACGGAUCGCCUAAUCCUGCUGCAGUUCAGCAUGCACUGUUUCAAGAUCAUCUUCAUCUAUUGCAUCUGUGUAAAUGUCCUGGAGCAUCUCGUCCAAAGGAUCCAGGAGCACUGAGCGUGAAAAUGUUGGGGGCCAGAAAACGGGAUCAAUAAAAAAGCGGCACCUAUUUCCAAA
Drosophila yakuba is the source of this 298-nucleotide messenger RNA. RefSeq lists its product as uncharacterized. The coding region runs from base 119 to 238 and encodes 39 amino acids. The record is from RefSeq and is a predicted model, not a curated record. The transcript has a single exon. Lineage: Eukaryota; Metazoa; Arthropoda; Insecta; Diptera; Drosophilidae.